GAAAUCUCAGAAGGACUAAUAGAACCAGCUACACAGUUGUCAAAUGUAAAGCUUUAUCUUGAGCAUAAAAAUGGCGCAGCUCUCCAACACACAAAGCAGGUGGUUAGCAGCGGGCAAAUUGGCGAGCGCGGGAGGAAACGUAUAACUAAAAUUUGGGGACUGGGAUUUGGGCUUAUCACUAAAAAUUACGGUGCAGGAAAGAGCAUGAGAAUCCUAUCGAUUCCCAACCCAGAGUUGAAAGGUUGUGUGGUGGCGGGGAAGGGGAUUAGAAGAGUGGGGAAGAUUGGGAGGGGGAGAGUGAGGGAUACGCGCAGUGGCAAUUCUUUGCGCCCCAACACCACGCUUAUGACCAUCCCCUGUCCUUGCAGGGCCGCCCUCCGCCGGAGAAUGCCUAUGCCCGAUGAUGAUGAUGAUGAUGAUGAAGAGGAGGAGGAGGAGGGAAAUAGCACAUUUGCACGACUGGAAGCCUACACAGAGGCUGUCAGAUCCGAGGUUCUUAUUGUGCACGCCUUGCUCGAUGACCAACCAGACCAAGUAAUCAUUUUUAAGGGCUUUUCAUCUUCUUUGGUGCGGAGAACAUCACCAGAUCCUUCUAAACCUGUUCUUCCAUCAAGAGCAAUUAUAAAGUCAAUCGAUAGAAUUAGAGGGCCAUUCAAUCCCUCUAAUAUAAAUUAUAUUCAGAAAGACUUGAAAUGGGAAGAAUUUGAGGAGCUCUUGAAAGAAAAGCAGCUGUAACUGCUUUGAUAAAGGUUUUAACAUCAUUAUGAAAAGUGCAAGCUGUUUGUUUUAUGUGAUUGAUCUGCUACUUGGCACCAUUAGAUAUUUCUUUAUACAUUAGAUUAUACUAACUGAAUGAUUACGUGGACUUGUAAUGCCAGAGUUAUUCUCUAUAUUUGUGUUUGACUAUUCUAAAUUUGUAUAUAAUUUUUUUUUCUCAUCACAGUGUUGCAUUGUGGUAUGUAUUAAUCUCCUUGCCUUAUUCGAGAAAUAUGAUGGCAUCCUUUUAUGUCAAAUGGUUGCUGCU
This is a messenger RNA of Cryptomeria japonica (Japanese cedar), 1024 nucleotides long. RefSeq lists its product as uncharacterized. The transcript has 2 exons. The record is from RefSeq and is a predicted model, not a curated record. Gene Ontology annotation, cellular component: chloroplast. NCBI's taxonomy places the organism in Eukaryota, Viridiplantae, Streptophyta, Pinopsida, Cupressales, Cupressaceae. The coding region runs from base 205 to 735 and encodes 176 amino acids.